Messenger RNA from Cornus florida, 2210 nucleotides. Its product is annotated as eukaryotic translation initiation factor 5-like. The record is from RefSeq and is a predicted model, not a curated record. Bases 559 to 1920 code for a protein of 453 amino acids. Gene Ontology annotation, biological process: formation of translation preinitiation complex; formation of cytoplasmic translation initiation complex; translational initiation. Lineage: Eukaryota; Viridiplantae; Streptophyta; Magnoliopsida; Cornales; Cornaceae. Gene Ontology annotation, cellular component: cytosol. Gene Ontology annotation, molecular function: eukaryotic initiation factor eIF2 binding; translation initiation factor activity; GDP-dissociation inhibitor activity. The transcript has 2 exons.
AAGUAUGUGGGCAUUUUUCUCCAUUCCGAUUCCAAUCCUAUAUAAGAAAUCGCUUUGGCCGCCUCUCAUCACUCAUUUCCUGCACCAGCUAAACCCUAAUCUCUUUCUCUCUCUACUUUUCUCUCUCUAGAAUUUCAUGUUGCUCCAUCCAAGGUAGACGAAGGCUCGGGCUUAUUCGAUCGGUGAAAUUUAUCUGGAGCUUGUUGGUUCAUCUGCGGACUGCUAAUAUUUGAGUUGAAGUGUGCCAACAUUGAAGUUUCUUUUAUGUCCAAACAAGCCAUUCUUUAUUUGGGAUCAAUUGGGUUGCUUGGAGAGUACUGUCCGACGUCAAGGAAAAAGAACUCACUGUUUUCAGAUAGAAUAGACUGCAUGAAUAUCGGGUCAUUUCGGGAACACCCGGGGUCUUUUUAUUGUUGCAGCUGGGUGCAACCUUCCCUUAGUACACAGGAUCAAUCUAUUUGUGCCCAAGAACUCUUGGAAAACACCUACAUAUUGAAAUCCAGCAUUUCCUUCUUGUGAUAGCAAUUUUGUCUUGGAUCUUUCUGUACUGAAGCAAAAAUGGCUUUACAGAACAUAGGUGCCAGCAAUAGUGAUGAUGCCUUCUACAGGUACAAGAUGCCUAAGAUGAUUACCAAGAUAGAGGGCCGAGGAAAUGGCAUCAAGACAAAUGUUGUCAAUAUGGUUGAUAUUGCAAAGGCAUUGGCGAGGCCAGCUUCUUACACAACAAAGUAUUUUGGUUGUGAGCUUGGAGCCCAAUCUAAAUUCGACGAGAAAACUGGGGUUUCACUUGUUAAUGGGGCUCAUGACACUGCCAAACUUGCUGGUCUCCUCGAGAACUUCAUAAAGAAAUAUGUUCAAUGUUAUGGUUGUGGAAACCCUGAAACUGAGGUCUUAAUUACAAAAAGUCAGAUGAUCCAACUUAAAUGUGCUGCUUGUGGUUUUGUAUCGGAUGUGGACAUGAGAGACAAACUGACAACUUUCAUCUUGAAGAACCCACCUGAAACGAAGAAGGGGGCCAAGGACAAGAAGGCAAUGAGGAGGGCUGAGAAAGAGCGAUUGAAGGAAGGUGAGGCUGUUGAUGAGGAGCAGAAGAAGCUAAAGAAAGAGAAAGAGGUGAAGAAGAAGACUUCUACCAAGGAUGGUCCUAAAAAAGUCAUCUCUGCCAAGAAGAAAGCCAGUGGCUCUGAUGAGGAAGGCACUCCACCAGCUAUAAGCCACCAGGUUGAUGAGAAGGAAGAGGCUGAUGAGGAUGAAGAGGAUGAUGUUGAGUGGCAAGCUGACACAUCAAUGGAGGCUGCUCGCCUGCGGAUCCAAGAGCAACUGACAUCUGUUACAGCGGACAUGGUUAUGCUUUCCACAAAGGAGGCAGAGAAGAAGUCCAAGGCGAGCAUUAAAGCGAGUGACAGUCUAGAAAAUGCUCCGCCGCUUGAGGAGAAUUCCAAGAUUGAGAAUGGGGGCUCAACCCAUGAAAGGCUUGUGGAAGAGGUGAAAGCAAAUAUGAAGAAAGGUGUUACUGCAAGUCAAUUCCAGUCCAUUUUGGGAUCGCUUUCUGGAUCUCCUCAGGAAAUAAUGACUUCUUUUUUUGAGGCACUCUUUGAUUGUGUUGAGAAAGGGUUUACAAAAGAGGUGUCCAAGAAGAAAAGCUAUCUUGCUGCCGCUGUUGCUCAGGAUGAGAAAUCACAGUUGCUUCUGCUUAGAGCAAUGGAGGCUUUCUGUGUGAAGUCAAGCUCGGCUGCAUUGAAGGAAGUGGCUUUGAUUUUGAAAGCACUUUAUGAUGCUGAUGUGUUGGAGGAAGAGUACAUAGUACAGUGGUACAAGGAGGGACUGACAGGAGGCAACAAGGACUCUCUGAUCUGGAAGAAUUCAAAGCCUUUCAUUGAGUGGCUCCAGAGCGCGGAGUCGGAAACUGAAGAGGAGUGAUUGAUACGUUAGUGUCUUCAGUUACUUGUUUUGCAUUCAGUUUUCUGCGACCUUACUAUCUGUUUGUGUUUUGUCUGGUGUAGUAAAAGAGUCUAUUGGUAUAUUAUGCUUUCAGUUAAACAUAGAUUGCUUGAAAUAAGUAGCUCUUUGUGCAAAGGGCUAGUUUCUUGCAAUAUGUGGAACUAAAUCUGCUUAGAUUUUCUUCUUGUGGUCAUUGUUGAUGUGUCUGUCUGUCUGUCUCUCUCUCUGGGUUAAUCAAGUUUUUAUAUAAUGAAUGGCCUUUUUACUCC